GGAGGAGGAGGGCGGCCGCUUGCGCCCCUCUCGCUGCUCCUCCUGAGGCAGGCCUGGCCGGGCCAGGCCAGGACUGAACAAGCCCGUUUCCCCGGCCGGCGGACCGCUCUGCUUUUCUCCAGCCAAAAUUCAAUAGGCCCCGGAGCGGAUACCGGCGCUGGCGACGGAAGGCGCCGCUCGCGUGUUGGUGCUGCCGCUGCCGCCCUCUCCUCCCGCCAGACAGCCAUCGGAGGGUUCGCCUUGGCGCUCGAGAAGGGGGAAGAAAAAGAAGCUGGCCGGGGAGACCCGCCGAGAGUGGGAGAAUGAACCAUCAGCAGCAGCAGGCGGUGAAAAUGUCUGCUUGCCCGCCGCCGGAAUCUGGGGAAGGGCUCGCGACGGGGCGCCAGAGGAAGCUGGAGUCCAUGAUCCGGGAUCCCCGGUCUCCGGUCAAUGUGGAAAGUUUGCUGGAUAGUUUGAAUUCCUUAGUUCUUGAUCUGGACUAUCCGGCUCUGAGGAAGAACAAGAACAUAGACAACUUCUUAAACAGAUAUGAGAAAGUUGUGGAAAAAAUUCGUGCUCUACAGAUGAAAGCAGAAGACUACGAUGUUGUUAAAGUGAUUGGAAGAGGUGCAUUUGGUGAAGUACAGCUGGUUCGUCAUAAAACAACACAGAAGGCUUAUGCCAUGAAACUUCUUAGUAAAUUUGAAAUGCUCAAAAGGUCAGACUCUGCCUUUUUCUGGGAGGAGAGAGAUAUAAUGGCCUUUGCAAACAGUCCAUGGGUAGUUCAGCUUUUUAGUGCCUUUCAAGAUGACCGAUACCUAUACAUGGUAAUGGAAUACAUGCCAGGUGGAGAUCUUGUCAACCUCAUGAGCAAUUAUGAUGUGCCUGAGAAGUGGGCCAAAUUCUACACUGCAGAAGUCGUCCUUGCCCUUGAUGCAAUUCAUUCCUUGGGCUUGAUACAUAGAGAUGUAAAACCUGACAACAUGCUCUUGGAUAAAUAUGGACACCUGAAACUUGCAGAUUUUGGUACUUGUAUGAAAAUGGACGAAACAGGGAUGGUGCGUUGUGAUACAGCUGUGGGAACUCCAGACUACAUAUCACCUGAAGUAUUAAAGUCACAAGGCGGUGAUGGUUACUAUGGAAGGGAAUGUGACUGGUGGUCUGUAGGAGUUUUUCUGUUUGAGAUGCUGGUUGGAGAUACUCCUUUUUAUGCUGAUUCAUUGGUUGGAACAUACAGUAAAAUAAUGGAUCACAAAAACUCGUUGCAUUUCCCAGAAGAUGUGGAAAUCUCAAAGUAUGCGAAGGACCUUAUCUGUGCCUUUUUAACAGACAGGGAGGUGCGUCUGGGGAGGAAUGGAGUAGAAGAAAUUAAAUCGCAUCCGUUCUUUAAGAAUGAUCAAUGGGAUUGGGAUAACAUUCGAGACACUGCUGCUCCAGUUGUACCUGAGCUGAGUAGUGAUAUAGACAGUAGCAAUUUUGAUGACAUUGAAGAUGAUAAAGGAGAUGUUGAAACCUUUCCAGUCCCCAAAGCCUUUGUUGGAAACCAGUUGCCUUUCAUAGGAUUUACGUACUUUAGAGAAAAUCUGUUGCUAAGUGACUUUUCUGAGCUCUCUAGGGAAGUUGAACCCUGCAAGAAUGAUGGGGCUAGGAAGAACGAACCAAGGAAAAAUGAGGAUAUUGAAGAGUUUGCACAAUUUCAGGAAAAAGUAAGCAGAUUAGAAGACCAGCUUCGCAAUGAAAUUCAAGCCAAAGAUGAGCUCGAACAGAAAUGCAGAACCAUUAAUAAUCACCUAGAGAAGAUAAUAAAGGAAUUGGAUGAGGAGACAACCUCAAGAAAAAAUCUGGAAUCUGCUUUAAGACAAUUGGAAAGAGAGAAAGCUCUUAUUCAACAUAAAAAUGCAGAAUAUCAGCGGAAGGCAGAACAUGAGGCAGAUAAAAAACGCAAUCUAGAAAACGAUGUUAACAGUUUGAAGGACCAGCUUGAAGAGUUAAAAAAGAGAAACCAGAACUCCCAAAUAUCAAAUGAAAAAAUAAUUCAACUACAGAGACAGCUGGAUGAAGCCAACGCUUUACUACGCACAGAGUCUGAUACAGCAGCCAGGUUGAGAAAGAACCAAACAGAAAGUACAAAGCAGAUUCAGCAGUUGGAAGCUAAUAAUAGAGAAUUGCAAGAUAAAAACUGUGCACUGGAGAAUACAAAGAUCAGACUUGAAAAGGACUUCCUCAAUCUUCAGUCAGUUCUAGAAUCUGAAAGAAGAGAUCGAACUCAUGGGUCAGAGAUUAUCAGUGAUCUACAGGGUCGGGUAUCUAGUCUGGAAGAAGAAGUAAAGAAUGGGAAGAAUGCAUUAGCUAAACUUGAGACAGAGAAAAGACAGCUACAGGACAGGUUCACAGAACUGGAAAAGGAGAAGAACAACAUGGAAAUAGAUAUGACUUACAAGCUCAAAGUCAUGCAGCAGAACUUGGAGCAAGAAGAGGUUGAACACAAGGCAACAAAAGCUCGACUAGCAGACAAAAACAAAAUAUAUAAAUCCAUUGAGGAAGCCAAGUCUGAAGCCAUGAAGGAAAUGGAAAAGAAGCUUUCAGAGGAGAGAGUCUCAAAGCAAAAAGUAGAAAACUGCUUGUUGGAAGUGGAAAAGCGGUGUUCUAUGCUGGACUGUGAUCUAAAACAAUCACAGCAGAAAAUAAAUGAGCUGCUUAAGCAGAAAGAUAAACUCAGCGAGGAUGUUGAAAACUUGACAUUGAAAAUAGAACAGGAAACACAAAAGCGCUGCCUCACACAAAAUGACCUCAAGAUGCAAACACAGCAUGUUAAUGCAUUGAAAAUGACAGAAAAGCAACUAAAACAGGAAAAUAAUCAUCUUAUUGAAAUCAAGCUAAGUUUGGAAAAGCAAAAUAAUGAACUCCGCAAAGAACGACAAGAUGCUGAUGGACAGAUGAAGGAACUUCAAGACCAACUUGAAGCAGAACAGUAUUUUUCAACGCUGUAUAAAACACAAGUGCGGGAACUUAAAGAGGAGUGUGAAGAAAAAAACAAACUUUGUAAAGAAAUGCAACAAAAGAUACAAGAGUUACAAGAUGAGAGGGAUUCCUUGGCAGCACAACUUGAGAUCACGUUAACCAAAGCAGAUUCUGAACAGUUGGCUCGUUCUAUUGCUGAGGAGCAGUACUCUGAUUUGGAAAAGGAGAAGAUCAUGAAAGAGUUGGAGAUUAAAGAAAUGAUGGCUAGGCAUAAACAGGAACUUUCUGAAAAAGAUGCUACAAUAGGAUCACUGGAAGAAGCAAACAGGACACUAACUAGUGAUGUGGCUAAUCUUGCAAAUGAAAAGGAAGAACUGAAUAACAAACUUAAAGAAGUCCAAGAAAGACUUGCCCAACUUAAUGAGGAGGAAAAUGAUAUGGAACAGCUCAAGACUCAGUAUGAGAAACAGUUGGCUUAUGAAAGAACUAUGAAGACACAGGCUGUGAACAAGCUGGCUGAAGUAAUGAAUCGCAAGAAUCCAGUCCAACGAGGAGCUGAUACUGAUGUCCGAAGGAAAGAAAAGGAGAAUAAGAAAUUGCACAUGGAACUAAAAUCUGAACGCGAGAAAUUGACUUCAAUGAUGAUCAAGUAUCAAAGGGAGAUUAAUGAGAUGCAAGCUCAAAUAGCAGAUGAGAGCCAGAUACGAAUCGAGCUGCAGAUGGCCCUUGACAGCAAAGAUAGUGACAUCGAGCAGCUUCGCUCACAGCUCCAAUCACUACACCUUGGUCUAGACAGCAGCAGUAUAUGUGGUGGCCCUGGAGAAGCAGACGCAGAUGAUGGCUUCCCUGUUCGUAUCACUCAGUCCCACACUUCGGAGUCUAUGUCUUUUACCUACGAACGCUCUUCUACCUCUGUCAGUAUUGCUACUAAGCCUUCCAGUUCUCAUGUGUUUGUCAACUCUGAUUCUGACUCAGAGGAAGAACCACUGACUUCUGCACAAGCCCCUUCAGAACUUGACCAUUCAGAGUCAAGACUAGAAGGUUGGCUAUCUUUGCCUGCCCGAAACAACACGAAGAAAUUUGGAUGGGUCAAAAAGUAUGUAGUAGUAAGCAGCAAGAAGAUACUGUUCUACCACAAUGAGCAAGAUAAAGAACUAUCAAAUCCCUACAUGGUGUUAGACAUUGACAAACUAUUCCAUGUUCGGCCCGUUACACAAACAGAUGUAUACAGGGCAGAUUCUAAAGAUAUUCCCAGGAUUUUCCAGAUCCUGUAUGAUAAUGAAGGAGAAAGCAAAAAGGAGCAAGAAUUCCCUGUAGAAGCAGCAGGGGAGAAAUCAAAUUAUAUUUGCCACAAAGGACAUGAGUUCAUCCCCACCCUCUAUCACUUCCCAACCAAUUGUGAGGCUUGCAUGAAGCCUUUGUGGCACAUGUUCAAACCUCCCCCAGCACUGGAGUGCCGCCGCUGCCACAUCAAAUGCCAUAAAGACCAUAUGGAUAAAAAAGAAGAGAUCAUAGCACCUUGCAAAGUAAAUUAUGAUAUUUCAACUGCAAAGAAUCUACUACUAUUAGCAACUUCCACAGAGGAACAGCAAAAAUGGGUGAGCCGUUUGGGGAAAAAAAUUCCUAAAAAGCCUCCAGCACCAGACCCUUUUGCACGGUCUUCACCAAGAACUUCCAUGAAGGUACAGCCAAACCAGUCUAUCCGAAGACCAAGCAAACAGCUUCCUCCAAAUAAAAAGGAAGGCUUUCCUCCAAGAUUGAUUGAUGUGGCAUGUAGAGACUGGGAUUGGUCAUUUGAUGAUAUUGAUUUUGAUAUUGAUUUUCAUAUUGAUGCUGGGAACGAUAAUUAUCUUGAUGAUAGCGAUGAUGAUAACGAUGUGUUUGUUCUGAAGAGGUAAAUGAGUGAAUUUCCACAGGAGAAUGGAUUGGCUUUCUUGAAGUAAAGCAUGUUGUUUGGAUUUUUCCCAGUCAAUAAAGUGUGUGAACUUAAACUCCCCCAACAGUAAUUUUAUGACUUCAAGAAGAAAGUAUUAAACAUUUUAACAAUGCAUGCAUCUGAUUUUUGAAGUAUCUUGAAACUGUAGUUCUCAAAGUCCUUGCCUGUCUGUCUGUUAUAACAUGCUAUUCAAAGAUAUACUGCUAACUUUUCAGUUUUUUAAACGAUCUCUAUUUUGUUCAUCCUUUUGUGUGUAACUGCAGGCUCAGAUGUGGGCAAUAAAAUAUAUGUGUUGAAGUGUGGUACAAUUUGUUUUAGCUGGUCACUUGCAUAUUGCAUAUUUGAUGGAGCAGUGACUUGGCUUUCUAUGCAUUAGCGCACCUUUUAAAUAUUUUUAAUAAUUUGCUUAUAAUGUAAAUUGCUUUGCAGAUGCUUUAAAGUGCAAAUACUAGCAGCUGUUCUCAUAGUUUUCUAGGUAAACUCCUGUCACAUUUGACUGGUAGGGGAAAUGUUGAGAGUUCUAGUCAUCCUGCUCUUGCCAAUCAAAUAUGGCUUCUAGGCCCCAAGGUGGAUGUAAGAAAAUUCCCUUUUCCUCUGCCAGUUCACCAGUAAAGUCUGCUGACAUGUUACCUAUAUAGUUUCGUUUAGUUUUCUAAAUAUGAAAACAAAAGAAGUCCCCCAGCACUGUGCUUAGAGUGUUAGGGGAUGAGGCUGGGGGCAGUGUAGCUCAGUGCUGGAGCAUGUUCUUCGUACCUGAAGAUCUUCAGUUCAAUUUUCAGAAUGUUCAGGUAGGGCUAAAAAGGGAACCUUGGCGAGCCAGUGACUUUCAGUGACAACAGUACUGGGCUAGGUGCAUGAAAGGUCUGAAUCGGAGGCCCUGUUCACAUGAAAUGAGAAAUGACUGUGGGCAAGCUUCUUCACUGGGUUUCUAGCUGAGGUAGCCACCACCAUUUUGAACAUUCAACACAUCAUGGGGCACUCUGUAGGUGUCACUGCAUGCAAACUGGAGAGGGGUGGCUGCUCAGGUGGUUGGCGAGCUAUCUAGAAGUCACGGGCAGCUGUAGGCAGCUUGUUGAAGGUAGUGUGCCAACCAUCCUGUCCUGCCUAGUUCACAUGUAGUGAUAAGCCACGUUGUGCCACUGCCAUGGCUCAAAUAUUCAGAACUGUGGCACCCUGCAACUGGAGAGGGUACCAGCUCCUGUGGUGGCUACUUGUUACAUGCAAGCCAGAUCCACACAGGGCACCAGUCCUUGUUCAUCCAGGCAUCACUUGAAAUCAAAGGGAAGUAGCUGCUCUUUGUUUCAAUAGGGGAAGGAAGCCCUUCUGCCAAGACUGGCAUGCAGUGCCACUCGCCUGGUAAUCUGUCUCAGGGUGGGUUUUGGGAGAAGAAAGCAUCUAGAGAUUUCCCCCGCACUGCUUUUGGCUUGGUUUCUGUUUUGGGGCCUGCUGGCCAUGGAAUGAAUGCCAUUGCUUUUGAGCAAACCAGAUAGCAUUUACCGAUCAAAUCUUUUUCUUUUCUUUUUUCCAGCUAACUGCCUUCUGUGAAUGCAGUCACUGUUGAACGUGAUUUUCUUCUCAUUGAAAUAAGACUGAAACAUCGUAUCCCAAAAUUUAUGAAAAAUAUAUAUAUAUGUUCUUGAAAGACAGUUAUAUAAAAUAUAUAUAUCAGAAGUUUACAGGGAGGUGUGUGUUUUUUGCUGCAAUACGAUUUACUAAUAAUUCCUGUGUGUUUUUUUAAAAUGUAACCCCUCUGGAUGAUUGAUCAAAUUAGGAACAGUUGGUAAUAGUACAGGAUACUCUUAAUUUCAAUUCUGCAAAAUCCUGUCUUGGAAAGACUCACACUACAUUUCACAAAAGAAUCAAGGCACAGGGAAUGUGAAGAAUCUAUCCUUUGUUCAGCUUUUGUAGAGAAAUGCCACCAGCAGGUUUUCCUGAAGAACGGGUGUGGAGCUUGGGGUGGGUUGGGAAGGGUCUGUCACACUGAUGAAGACUGCAUCUUUAAAAGUGACCAUUAUACUGUGUGUGUAUGUGUUUUGGUAUGUAAAUAUGUAUAUUGUACUGUACUGCUGCAAGAGGGUUUUUUUAAAAAAAACUUUCCACUUUAUUUUUUAUACAUCCUUGUCAUAUACCAUUAUCUGGAGUUGCAACUAUGCACUUGUAUAAAGCCAUACUGUUGAAGUUUUAUCAUUCAUACUCGUAUAUCAAAAGCUGCAUGUCUGUGCUCAGCAGCUAGUAUAAUGAGAAGGUCAGAGUAUAUACUCAUUUCUGUUACUAAUUUCAUGGGCAGUUCUGUGUUACUGGUCUUGAAUGCCUUAAAUUAAUUUUGUUCCCUUAAAGUCUAUGCCCAGUCUAGAUAUUUAAGAAGGGAGGGGGAAAGGAUGCAGAGGUUUACCAGCUCUUAGGAUGCAAUUUUGCUUUGUGGCAGAACAAAUAUAGUGCACUAUGUUUACAUAUAUAGUUUAUAUCAAUGUCAGUCUAUUCUGAAUGUAUAUCUAAUGGGUUUGGAAGUGGGAGGGGAGGGGUCAGCUGAGUACUGAUUUCAGAAACAUGAACUGUAGUAUUAGAACUAAUAUAUAGCUUGUAUGCAUAGGCAUAAUUUUCAUUCAGCCAUUUGUACAAACCUCAAUAUUAGUGAUUCACUUUAUAUUACCCUUACUAAGUGCUACAAAACUUCAUUCUGCCUUUUCUUUUUGCAUACUAUCCUAGGUGUGUUUAUUUCUGAAAAAUACCUAUAAUUCUUUUUACAUUUUCACCGCACAAUAUCUAGGGACUGUCACAAACCUCUUAAUGACUGAAACAUACUGUAGGUGUAUUUUAAACUUUUUGAAUCCUGUUCCCUUAGCACAUAGCUUUAGGAAUAGGAAUAUAAUUUCAGUGGUGUGUGUUUGAGAACAUAUAGGAGGAAAAGGCUUUGGAGGCACUUAAUCUGGUUUUUUAAAUUUUUAAAUUUUGUACAAAUAUAAUUCAUGUGAGUUCAUUCAUGCCAUGUCCAUAAUUUAUCCCAGAAAAUGCAUGUUUUAUACAGCUGCAGUAUGCUAUAAUGUUAAACAUGAUGGCAGUAAAAAAGAAAAGAAAUCUCGUA
This is a messenger RNA of Varanus komodoensis (Komodo dragon), 7958 nucleotides long. RefSeq names its product Rho associated coiled-coil containing protein kinase 2 (gene ROCK2). Lineage: Eukaryota; Metazoa; Chordata; Lepidosauria; Squamata; Varanidae. The record is from RefSeq and is a predicted model, not a curated record. Gene Ontology annotation, biological process: peptidyl-threonine phosphorylation; positive regulation of centrosome duplication; embryonic morphogenesis. Gene Ontology annotation, cellular component: centrosome; cytoskeleton; cytoplasm. The transcript is spliced from 34 exons. Bases 303 to 4838 code for a protein of 1511 amino acids. Gene Ontology annotation, molecular function: Rho-dependent protein serine/threonine kinase activity; small GTPase binding; ATP binding.